AUGGCAGGUGACUCGAGUUUUCCAGAUGUGGACAGUGAUGGAGCAGAAAAAAAUGAAGAAACAGUGAUUGUAGUCAAUGUUGGUGGGGUAAGGCAGGUGUUUUAUGGAGAUAACCUGAAUCAGUAUCCAGAAACACGACUGGCAGAGCUGCUCAACUGCUUGUCAGGGGGAUAUGAUAGUAUAUUCUCGCUCUGUGAUGACUACGAUCCUGGAAAAAGAGAGUUUUACUUUGACCGAGAUCCAGAUGCUUUCAGAUGCAUUGUUGACGUAUACUACUUUGGGGAAAUUCACAUGAAGAAAGGAAUAUGCCCCAUAUGUUUCAAGAACGAAAUGGAAUUUUGGAAAGUGGAUCUAAAAUUUUUGGAUGACUGCUGCAAAACUCAUCUAAGUGAAAAAAAGGAGGAACUGGAAGAAAUAGCCCGAAGAGUGCAACUGAUUCUGGAUGACUUGGGAGUAGAUGCCUCAGAAAGCCGUGGGAAAAGGUGCCAAAAAUACAUCUGGAAAUUUCUGGAGAAACCAGAAUCGUCUUACCCAGCUCGAGUGAUUGCUGUUCUGUCCUUCCUGUUUAUUUUGAUCUCCUCCAUUGUGAUGUGUGUCGGGACCAUCCCAGACCUGCAGAUUGUAGAUGCAGAGGGGAACCGUAUGGAGCACCCGACUCUGGACAACAUAGAGACAGCCUGCAUAGUCUGGUUUACCAUGGAGUAUGUGCUAAGGCUAAUCUCCUCUCCCAACAAACUCCACUUUGUCUUGUCUUUCAUGAACAUUGUAGAUGUGCUAGCCAUACUUCCCUUCUAUGUCAGCCUGACUUUGACCCACUUGGGAGCCAAGCUCAUGGAGCUGAGCAAUGUCCAGCAAGCUGUCCAGGCGCUGCGCAUCAUGAGGAUCGCCAGGAUUUUCAAGCUUGCACGGCACUCCUCAGGCCUCCAGACUCUAACAUAUGCCCUGAAACGCAGCUUUAAGGAGCUUGGGCUGCUCCUCAUGUAUUUAGCUGUUGGAAUCUUUGUCUUUUCUGCCCUGGGUUAUACCAUGGAGCAGAGUCACCCCGAAACUUUAUUUAAAAGCAUCCCACAGUCAUUUUGGUGGGCAAUCAUUACCAUGACCACAGUUGGAUAUGGAGAUAUAUACCCUAAAACAACACUAGGAAAACUGAAUGCUGCCAUCAGUUUUCUUUGUGGAGUGAUAGCGAUUGCCCUUCCUAUCCAUCCCAUCAUUAACAACUUUGUCAGAUACUAUAACAAGCAGAGAGUUUUAGAAACAGCUGCCAAGCAUGAACUGGAGCUGAUGGAGCUAAACUCAGCUGAUGGGAAAGCCACAGACUGCAAGAAUGAACUAGAGGAUCUUGCAAGGGAAGGCAAGGAGGCUCCUUUUUAUAGCAGCCGGCUGAAGGUCUCCCACAGUGACACCUUUAUUCAUCUCCUGUCAGAAGAGAAACACUAUAGGACCAGGCUUCAAAGCUGCAAAUAAACUGUGAGCUGUUGUCAGUGCUAAGCUAUUGACUGGGACAAGCUGACAGUUGACUGUGGAAAAGACUGGAGGGAUCUGUAAAAGUUGGGAGGGAGCUCUGCUUUGCUUUUCCAACGUGAAUAUAUGUUAACCCCAUGGUAUCUCCAUGAAGAGUUGGGUAAGACUUUGCUGCUAUUACUCAAAAUAAAAUAAUAGGAUUCCAUUGAGAUCAGACUGCUUAUAAUAAGUGUGUUCUGACAGAAACCAUUUGUAACUAUUCUGGAGGCUGAAAAGUCCUUCCUGAUGGGUAAAGGUUUGAUGAUUUGAAUGUGCAGCAUUGCCACGUCACAACUCUGUACCUGUGACAAUAAAGCACAGCAUCACACAG
Molecule: messenger RNA, 1831 nt
Organism: Pogoniulus pusillus (Red-fronted tinkerbird)
Lineage: Eukaryota; Metazoa; Chordata; Aves; Piciformes; Lybiidae
Gene: KCNF1
Product: potassium voltage-gated channel modifier subfamily F member 1
Exons: 1
Coding region: 1-1464 (487 amino acids)
Biological process (GO): protein homooligomerization; potassium ion transmembrane transport
Cellular component (GO): voltage-gated potassium channel complex; membrane
Molecular function (GO): voltage-gated potassium channel activity
Source: RefSeq, a predicted model, not a curated record